Cynoglossus semilaevis (tongue sole) is the source of this 1799-nucleotide messenger RNA. RefSeq names its product legumain (gene lgmn). The record is from RefSeq and is a predicted model, not a curated record. The transcript has 14 exons. Gene Ontology annotation, biological process: vacuolar protein processing. Gene Ontology annotation, molecular function: cysteine-type endopeptidase activity. Bases 145 to 1452 code for a protein of 435 amino acids. Lineage: Eukaryota; Metazoa; Chordata; Actinopteri; Pleuronectiformes; Cynoglossidae.
GAUUGGCUGUUGGUGCAGCAUUCCUCAGCGUUUUUCGACGCAAUAUAUAAACGUUCCUUGCCUUUGGAUGAAGCUGUACUCGCUCGGCGCUGCUGACUCACUACGAGGAAGGAAAGGAACCUCAGAAGAAAAGGACGAGAGGAAAUGUGUCAGCAGGUUUCCUUGCUCCUGCUCGGCCUCAGUCUAGGCCUGGUCACUGCUUUUCCCUCCCAACAGCCUGACGCCGAGAAACACUGGGUAUUGAUUGUGGCCGGGUCUAAUGGCUGGUUCAACUAUAGACACCAGGCCGAUGUGUGCCAUGCUUAUCAGAUCGUCCACAAGAAUGGUGUCCCAGACGAGCAGAUUGUAGUGAUGAUGUACGAUGACUUGGCUCAGAAUGAAGAGAACCCCACACCAGGGAUUGUUAUCAACAGGCCCAACGGCACCGACGUAUACAAGGGAGUUCCCAAAGAUUACACCGGGGAGGAUGUGACUCCAGAGAACUUCCUGGCCGUGCUGAAAGGUGACAAGUCAAAAGUCAAAGGGGGCUCAGGAAAAGUCAUUAAAAGCGGGCCCAACGAUCACAUCUUUGUCUAUUUCACUGACCACGGGGCCCCAGGACUUCUGGCCUUUCCUGACGACGAGCUCCAUGUUGAGGAUCUCCAAGAAGCCAUCAAAUACAUGCACGAAAAUAAGAAGUACAAGAAGAUGGUUUUCUACAUCGAGGCCUGUGAGUCUGGUUCGAUGAUGACCGAACUGCGGGCUGACAUUGAUGUUUACGCCACCACCGCUGCAAACUCCCAUGAAUCCUCCUACGCCUGUUACUAUGACGAGAAGAGGGGAACCUACCUGGGUGACUGGUACAGCGUGAACUGGAUGGAGGACUCAGACGUGGAGGAUCUGUCCAAAGAGACUCUGGUGAAGCAGUUCAAGAUCGUGAAGAGUCACACCAACACCAGCCACGUGCAGCAGUUUGGGAACAAGACCCUGGCCCACAUGAAGGUUGUACAGUUCCAGGGCAACCACAAGGCCAACAGCCCUCCUGUCCCUCCCAUGACCCUGAAGCCUAUCGUGGACCCAGACCUGACCCCCAGUCCGGACGUUCCCCUGGCCAUCUUGAAGAGGAAGCUGAUGUAUUCCAAUGACAUCACAGAAGCCAGGCGACUGUUGAAGGAGAUCAACGCUCACCUCCAGACCAGGGAGAUGAUGGCUAACACCAUGCGUGCAGUCCUGGAGAAGGUGACAGGCAGUAAACUGAAGGCUGAUGAGAUUUUCAACCAGAGAAGUGAACUGUCUCAGCAUCGUUGCUACAAGGCUGCAGUCAGUCACUACAAACACACCUGCUUCAACUGGCACAAGACGGAGUACGAGUACGCGCUGAGACAUCUGUACGCUCUGGUGAACUUGUGUGAGAGAGGAUAUCCUGCUGUCAGUAUCCAGCAGGCCAUGGACAUUGUGUGUGUCACAGAGUAGAAGAAUCUUCCACAGAUCUUUGAAGUAUCAGAUCAGGAACCCUCUGUGCUUCUGUUUGCACUGUUUAUCAAUUAGUGACAACACUGUUGUUGAUAUGGUUUUACAAAGAAGCAACAACUAAUGUGAUGUUUUUAUUGUUGAUUUUACUGAUGAACUGUUUUAAAUCAUUUUAUUUUGUGUUGCACUUUCACUGCUGACAGUUUUCUGUUUGAUAAAAAUGACAUGUCCUCUAUGUAAAUGUGUUUGAUUUUUUUAGAUGAUACACUCGUCAGAACACUGACUAUUAAACUGUUAGAUAUUUUUGUAAAAUGAAUCUUAAAAUAAAAAAAAAACAACUGACAGAAAAA